Molecule: messenger RNA, 894 nt
Organism: Manihot esculenta (cassava)
Lineage: Eukaryota; Viridiplantae; Streptophyta; Magnoliopsida; Malpighiales; Euphorbiaceae
Exons: 2
Coding region: 383-679 (98 amino acids)
Source: RefSeq, a predicted model, not a curated record
AUUGUUCAGUAAUCUUGAUUGAAAACAUGAGAAGGUUAAAAGACGAGUGACAGUCCGUGGAGUCGAAUGAAACUAGGAUUUCAUUGUGUGAAUAAGACUUUAUGGCAGGAUUAUGGUAGUUCUUUGAUUGCAAUCAGCAAAGUGAUUGGAUUUCUUGCUACAUGAUGGAUGUUACAGAAUGUUGUCAGUUCAUUGACACCAAAGGACAGUGGAUUUGUAGUUUAAAUAUUGGGGUAAAUAGAUGAACCGUAAUUCAUUAUACAAGUAUCAUCAGUGAUGAUUGGGGAGGGUUUGGCCAGUAUGAAGCCACAGUUGAGUUAUCCUACAAGAGAGAGUGCAACAGGGCAUACAUACUUCAUCUCUAAAUUGCUGGGGACCAAAUAUGAGCUUAGCAUGUCUUGUAUGCCAUAGUGUAGAAAGUCCAUCACACUCUUUUAGAAGCUAUUCGGUCUCAAGUUCUGACAAUGAAGGAAGAUGUUCUGCUAUUGCAAACUGCAUUACCAGGAAGCUAUCUCUUCCUCCUCCAAGGGCCACCAUCGCAUCGACAUCCAAAGUAACCCCACAACCAACCAAUACAAGUCACGACAUGACAGGACCCCCAAGACUAGUCCGAAGCUGCGCCGUGAGAAGGGACCUGGUGAGAGAUUGGAAUUUUGAUGGGGUAGUAUUGGAGCAUUAGUUCCCUUGGAAACAGUGCAGGGUUAUCCUUUAGUGUGACAGUAUUAUAGCUUUAUUUAGUUGUUUCUUUAGAUCGUUCUAUUAUGGGUGCAACUGAACUCGCUUUUCGUCUUGGAGAGUUGGAGCAUUUGUGACCAUUGUAGGAAAAUUCAAUAUGAAAACAUUGUUCAUAUUCUCCUCUUUUCAUUACCAUUUCUAAUCAUCUUUCAUUGCGAA